This is a messenger RNA of Phodopus roborovskii (desert hamster), 979 nucleotides long. It is a transcript of the gene Kplce, whose product is annotated as chromosome unknown C1orf68 homolog. The transcript has a single exon. The record is from RefSeq and is a predicted model, not a curated record. Bases 1 to 825 code for a protein of 274 amino acids. Lineage: Eukaryota; Metazoa; Chordata; Mammalia; Rodentia; Cricetidae.
AUGUGUGACCAACAGAAGCAGCUGCAGUUUCUUCCAUCGUGUGUGAAGGGUUCGGGGCUUGGAGCUGGGAAAGGUAGCAAUGGUGCCUUGGGGAAAGGCCAGGUUUCUGGCCAGGUUUCUGGCCAGGUUUCAGGUCAGGUUUCAGGCCAGGUUUCAGGCCAAGUUUCAGGCCCAGUCCAAACUGUUUAUGCUCCGGGACCUGCUCUUUGCCAGCCUCAAACCAUCGUGAGAUACUCAGCUCCGGUUCUUGCUCCAGCUUACGUGAAGUAUCAAGUUCCAUGCCAGACCAAGACCUACGUGAAAUGUCCAGCUCCCUGCCAGACAUAUGUGAAAUGCCCAGCUCCGUGCCAGACAACCUAUGUGAAGUGUCCAGCCCCAUGCCAGCAGACCUGUGUCAAAUGUCCAGCACCCUGCCAGGCUCAGACAUAUUAUGUCCAGUAUGCAGCUCCUACCCAGACCUACUACACUCAGGCUUCUUCAAGUGGUUCCGGUUCUCAGGGUGGUGUCCCUGAUCCAUGCUCUGCUCCCUGUUCCAUGAGCUACUGUUGUUUGGCUCCCCGGACCUUUGGGGUGAGUCCUUUGAGACGCUGGGUCCAGCGGCCCCAAGGAUGGAACACUGGAUCUUCUAGCUGCUGUGAGGAUUCUGGGUGCUGUGGCUCUGGAGGUUGCGGAUCUGGAGGUUGUGGCUCUGGAGGUUGUGGAGGUUGUGGCUCUGGAGGCUGUGGAGGCUGCGGCUGUGGCUCUGGGUGCUGCUGUUUGGGAAUUAUUCCCAUGAGGUCACGAGGUCCUGCAUGCUGUGACAGUGGGGAUGACUGCUGCUGUUAAAUACAAAAAGUCAGUCCUGCUUCCAAAAUUUACCCCCUGCUGUAUCUUUUGAACUCACCCAUCCAGCCUCCCUUACUUUGCCCCUUUACCAAGGCAUCCUGCCAGAGUUAGCAUAACCCCGAAACUGUGGCAUGAAUAAAGCUCCAAUUGCAAA